CAAGCCAUUAAAAAAAAAAAAGCCAAGAUUAAAACUAAAUAAGCAUAGCCUGUGGUAGGUUUUUUAACAGAUCUGGUUAAGUGCAUUGAGUAAACUCAACCACAAAACUGCAAACUACACGGGUUGGGUUAAUGUGCAAUCAGCUUAUUUUGUGUUUGCAUAAACCCUACUCGUUGUCAGCUUUUUGAGGUAGGCCGGGCCAGGAAACAAACAUGAUGAAAACUUCUGGAACUUCACUUUUAUAGGGUAUUUUUUUUUUAAAAAAAGAAUCUUGAAAAUUUAACAGCUUGUCUAGGUGGCUCAGUGGCUAAGACACAGAGCUUGCCGAUCAGAAAAGUCGGCAGUUCGGCAGUUCGAAUCCCUAGUACAGGUCUCCUGCAUGAGCAGGGGGUUGGGCUAGAUGACCUCCAAGGUCCCUUCCAACUCUGUUACUGUUAGAUCUUCUCUGUGGCUGCCUGUUGAGAGUCAAGGUGGAUCCAUUUUAAGUUUCUUCCUCACCCAUCGCCCCCUUCCUUGCUUUCCAGACGGAGGUGAUGUUUCUUGUAUCGGCUGCUGCAUUCUUUCUUCAAGAUUAUCUCUGUUGUCCUCCUACAAUCAGAAAGUUCUCCCAUUUUUUUCUCUUCACAACAACACUGUGAGGUCCGAGGAGAUGGCCAAGGCCAGCGCCACCAGAUGGCUUUGGAAAGUGCUCUGGACUGCUGCCUUCACCCUCUGCGUCCAUCUGCAGACUUCAAGAAUCACCCAGCCAAACGAAGAUAAAGAAAGCGGCUGGGAUGCCUGGGGAGCAUGGAGUGAUUGCUCACGGACCUGUGGAGGAGGUGCUUCCUAUUCACUCCGGAGGUGUUUAAAUGGCAGAAACUGUCAAGGCAGAAAUAUCCGAUAUAAAACCUGCAGCAAUAAUGACUGCCCUGCAGACUCUGGUGACUUCCGUGCCCAGCAAUGCUCGGCCUACAAUGAUGUCAAGUACCAUGGACACUUUUAUGAAUGGAUCCCCAUCUUCGAUGACUCCAGCUCUCCCUGUGCUUUGAAAUGUCAAGCUUUGGGGAGACCGUUGAUCGUCGAACUUGCUCCCAAAGUUCUGGAUGGCACCCGCUGCAAUGCCAAGUCCUUGGAUAUGUGCAUCAGUGGAAUAUGUCAGGCCGUAGGUUGCGAUCGACAGCUUGGGAGUCACGCCAAAGAAGACAACUGCAGCGUUUGCUCAGGGGAUGGUUCUACCUGCCGACUGGUGAGAGGCCAAACCAAGACACACCUUUCCUCAGAAAAAAGGGAGGAAACCAUAAUUGCUGUUCCACAUGGAAGUCGCAGUGCAAGAAUUACUAUGAAAGGACCAGCACAACUUGUGAUUGAAUCAAAGACACUACAGGGAGAUACUGGAGAACACAGUUUCAAUGCCCCUGGAAUGUAUAUCAUUGAGAACACGACAGUUGAAUUUCAGAAGGGCCCAGAGAGAGAAACGAUAAAAAUCCCAGGGCCUCUUGGAGCCGAUUUCAUUGUCAAGGCCAGAUAUACUGCUGCCAAAGAGAGCAUGGUUCAGUUCUUCUUCUAUCAACCCAUAAGUCACCAGUGGCGACAGACAGAAUUCUUCCCUUGUACGGUGACAUGCGGAGGAGGUUAUCAGCUGAACUCCGCAGAAUGCGUAGAUAUCCGUUCCAAGCGGGUGGUACCAGAUCAGUAUUGCCAUUAUUAUCCUGAAAACAAGAAACCCAAACCAAAGCUGAAAGAAUGCAACAUGGAUCCCUGCCCUUCAAGUGAUGGAUUUAAGGAAAUCAUGCCCUAUGAUCAUUUCCAGCCACUUCCCCGCUGGGAGCACAAUCCUUGGACCACUUGCUCAGUUUCGUGUGGAGGAGGAAUUCAGAGGAGAAGUUUUGUCUGCGUGGAAGAGACCAUGCAUGGAGAGAUAUUGCAAGUAGAUGAGUGGAAAUGUAUGUAUGCUCCUAAGCCCAGAGUCCUGCAAGCGUGCAACCUGUAUGAUUGCCCUAAAUGGAUAGCUCUGGAAUGGUCACAGUGCACUGUGACCUGCGGCCGAGGGUUACGCUACCGAGUGGUUCUGUGUAUUGAUCAUCGUGGACAACAUACCGGGGGUUGCAAUCCUCAACUAAAACUCCACAUAAAGGAAGAGUGUCUCGUGCCAGUCCCUUGUUAUAAACCCAAAGAGAAAAGCCCUGUUGAAGCCAGAGUGCCUUGGUUCAAGCAAGCCCAUGAAAUGGAAGAGACCAGGACCGUGUCUGAAGAACCCACGUUUAUCCCCGAGCCUUGGUCCCCUUGCAGUGCCUCUUGCGGUCACGGUACUCAGAUGCGUGAUGUCAAGUGCCGCAUUUAUCUUACGUUUACUCAGGCUGAGGUGGAGCUGCCUGAUGAGGAGUGUGAAGAACCCAAACCAUUGACCGAGCGGAGUUGCCACCUGGAACCCUGCGAUGCAGAUCCGGUCCCGUACACCUUACCUUUCCCACCCUCCGAAGAGGCUGGUAAUGUUUUUUAUGACUGGGAAUACAUCGGCUUCACUCCCUGCUCAGCUACCUGCCUUGGAGGGACUCAAGAAGCCAUUGCUGUCUGCUUGCAUGAAGAGACAAAGCAAACCGUCAAUGAUAGCCUGUGUGACAGUUCGAAGAGACCUCCGCCAAUGAGCCAUGUGUGCAACACAAGGCUUUGUCCCCCAAGAUGGCAAGUAGGACCUUGGAGACAAUGUACUGCCACUUGCGGUGUUGGCAUCCAGACAAGAGAAGUGUAUUGUCAGCAACCUGGAGGGUCUGUUGAGGGACUCGAGAGCUGCAAAGAACCGAAGCCUCAUUCUUUACAAGCAUGCAACCAGCUUGACUGCCCCCCACUUUGGCAUGUUGAAGAAUGGCAAGAGUGCUCCCAGACUUGUGGGGGUGGCACCCAGAAUCGCAAGGUGACCUGCCAGCAGCUGUUGAUGGACGGAAGCUUUCUGAAACUCGGUCAUGAGAAGUGCCCUGAACCGAGAUUGCCCAGUUCCAGAGCCUGUGCAAAAAUAGACUGCCCACCUCAGCUGGUGGUGGGACCGUGGUCUAGGUGCUCUGUAAGCUGCGGGGUUGGCACACAAAGAAGGAAAGCCACCUGCCAAAAGCAGACGGCCAGAGGCCAACAUCUGGCAUUAAAUGGAUCUCUGUGCAGCGGCUUUCCAGCAUCCCAGCUUGUCAGGCCUUGCCACAGGAAUGCCUGCCGAGAUCUAAAAGAAGAAAAGAAAUCCAGACUUUUUGACAAGCCACAGAUACUCGGUAUCCAUAAAGUCUAUAUUCAGACAAGGCAAGAGAAACGCAUUAAUUUCACUGUUGGGAGCCGAGCUUAUUUACUUCCCAAAACAUCUGUCAUCAUCAGGUGCCCCGUUCGGAGAUUCCAGAAGACGCUUAUCCAGUGGGAAAAAGAUGGGCAGCCACUCCAGAUUUCUAAACGUUUUGGCGUCACCAAAUCAGGGUCUCUCAAGAUCAGUAACCUUGAGGCUUCGGAUAUUGGCGUGUAUAAGUGUGUGGCAGGAUCUGCCCAGGAGAUCUUUGUUCUUAAGCUCAUUGGCACAAGCAACAGGCUACUGGAACCUGCCACCAGCAGAAAAGAGGCAGGGGAGACCACAGACCACAACGAAUCCAACAGCUUUGGAGCGAAAUGGCACCAGAUCAGUCAGAUGUGGCAGUUGUGGUGGAGCCAGAAAAGUCAACAAUAUCUGCGCGACGAACAAGUGAACGACCAGCCUGCCUCAGAACAGCUGAAAACUUCAGAAGAAGGACACAACGCUCACGAAUUCCCCACUCGGCGACUCAACACCGUGGCUUUACCGAACGCUUACAGUAUGGAUACGGACCAUUUUGAUGGGCUGAUAAAGAAUUUGAGCCACCUUAUUGAAGCUGGGGAAAUCAGCAAUGAUUUGGCUUCUCGGUUUGUCUAUCAACUGAUUGCCGAGUUAGCGAAACCGUCUCAGUCCGCUCGGGAAAAGCAGAAAGAAUCUGAAAACGAGAAGUUCCCUGCCAGGAAAUUUGACAAAUCCCAAAGAGUGACGGAUAAUCUCAGCACAAAAACUGUAGGCACCCCAGUAGCGAGAAACUCAAAAGGAACCAUUAUUGUCAAGCCGCAGGAAAGGCCAGAAGUUUAUUCGAAUGAAAAUGUAACCUUGCAAACUGAGGGUACUUUUCUUUUAACCAAGAAUGUCAGCACAAUAAAUUUGUUCUGUACAACUGCCGGAGUGAGCAAUUUUAAAUAUACUUGGACCAAAGAUGGAAUGCCAUUGAAGCCUGUUGAGAAGGUGACUUUCCAAGCCGACGGCAAAGUCCAGAUUUUGAACCCUACUGAGAAAGAAAUGGGGGUGUAUCGUUGCACAGCGGACAAUGAACUUUUUCAAGACAUGGCACUGUUUUAUGCAGAAGCUCCAGCUAUACUGUCAUCUGAAAAAAAUAUUGCCAGUUUUCACCUUCGGAAUCUGUCGGUCUCUGUUGGAGGUACAAUCCUAGCCAGAACGGGGACAAAUAUUCUGCUGGAAUGUCCAGUCAAAGGUAUUCCCCAGCCUGAGGUCCUGUGGUUCAAAAACGAGAGCUCGUCAAAAAAUUCUGCUUUCCCCAUAGCUAACAGUUCCUUCUUGUUCCUGGGCAAUGUUUCGGGCAAAGAUAUUGGCAUUUAUACUUGUACGGCGACCAACGCUGUGGGACAUGUUACAGCAGCCACCCUUCUUCAAUUGGUUGGACGAAGAAAACUACACAAUGGAUCAUCUACUAACAGUAAAAGAAAACGUGUUUUCAUGGCAUCUGGAAUUGGUACCAACGUUACAGUGGCUUCUGGUGAUAUAUUACGAAUAGGUUGUCCCAUCUACUCUAGUGCAAAUAACACAAUUCGCUGGUUUGCCAAAAACCAACCUAUAGAAGAAGUUUCAGGCUUCGGGCACAAGACCCUGGUUGGGGGACGCAUCCUUGAAUUCACCGUGGCCUCUGACCAGUUUGCUGGACAAUACAAGUGCUGGGCAUCAUCACACGUCAAGCCAUUGUCUGUUUGGGUAAAUGUCAAGAAGGAAGAAUAUCGAUGGAAGCUUGGUGAACAGAGUCCAUGUUCAACAACAGCUUGUGGAAAUUUGGGAACUCGCUUUCGGAAAUUUAUAUGUGUGAAUAUGAAGGAUCAAAAUGUGAAUGUGUCACUAUGCAAGGACCAUCAAAAGCCAGUCGUAAACAACCCGCAGUCCUGCAAAAUUCAGGAUUGUCCUGCAAGGUGGGCAACCACAGCUUGGUCUGAAUGCUCUGCUUCCUGUGGCCAUGGAUUUCACCGCCGGCGAAUAACCUGCAGACGAGUCAAAGCCAAUCGGCGCCUCUUAACUUUGCCUCCGGGCGCUUGCGCAGACCAAGAGCGUCCUUUGGAAAUGAAACCUUGCGUGGGCCAUUUUUGUGCAGAAUGGAUGGUUCAUCCCUGGGGCCAAUGCACCGGACGUUGCAUCAAUCUUGGAGUGGGUUUACAACACCGUCGCAUUCAGUGUCAGCAUCAGAAUGGAUCAGCGGUCCUGAAUUCACUCUGUGAUAAUGAGAAAAGGCCGUCCAUUAGAAGAAACUGUUCUUCAGAAAGUUGCGAUGUGCAUUGGCGAACGGGUCCCUGGCGUCCAUGCCCCGUGGACUGUGGAAGUGGCUUCCAGUCACGGCCAGUCAGCUGCGUACACAGGAAAAAGAAAAGAUUGGUGGCAGAUCAGUUCUGUGCAUGGAAGAAGAGACCCACGACCUGGAAGCACUGCAAUGUCACUUCGUGUGACAAAGGCGACUGCAAGGACACCACACACUACUGCACAUCGGUAAAGCACCUAAAGCUAUGCUCAGUAGGCAUCUACAAGCAAAGGUGUUGUCAGUCAUGUGGAGGAGGUUAGCCUUUUGUGGGAAGCGAUCAUGGAUGCCCCCAUCAAGAGGAGAAGUUUUCCAUUUGGCUUGGUCUGUCCUGUAGGACAGGGAAGAUGAUCAACAGGGAAGACAUGAGCUUGCUGAAUUGAUAGCAUGAAUUCAUAAAUUGGACAAAAACGCCCCCCUCCCGAUUCCUCCUGUGCUCCCUUAUUCCUUUUCCAACAAUGUAAACUUCAACGGUUGGUGGUUGUUGUUGUUUUAAGAAAUAAAACUAAGGAGAAAUUUCCUGACGGUUAGAACAAUUCAUCAGUGGGACAACUUGCCUCCAGAGGUUGCGAAUGCUCCAACACUGGAAGUUUUUAAGAAGAGGUUGGAUAACCAUUGGUCUGAAGUGUCGUAGGGUUUCCUGCCCGAGCAGGGGGUUGGACUAGAAGACCUCCAAGGUCCCUUCCAACUCUGUUAUUCUAUGUGCUUCUAAAUCGUUAUGAUCCACUGAGUAUACUACUUGAAAGCAUCUGUCCUAAUCUGGUGUCCUUCAGAUGUGAUGAAAUUGCAACACUGAUUUUGCAGCCCUCAUGAACAAGAAAGUCACCUGCAGCACCUGCAGCCUUGCAGCGCUGUCUUCCAUGAGACAAUGGUAAUUCGUUGGGUUUAAGUAGUGCUACUGACGGUACAAAUACAAUUGAAGACUCACGCAUUUAAAAUAUACUGGAAUCAGCCAUUGGACUGCUUUGCUUGUCACCUUCUCGAUUUAAUCCACUUUAAGACAAUUUUCACAAAGUAUAGAAAGAAUGGUGUUAUUUCCUCGCCACACUAUUGUUUCUACUUCAUUUUUUGGCAAAACCACAUUGCCCGAGACUUCAUUUCAUUAGCUUCAUAUGAAUCACAAAUUCAUUCCUUUAACUAUUUUCAGUACAAAAAAAAAAAAGCAGCAAUAUACGCGAUGUUAUAAUUUGCAAACUUGUCGUGGAAUUGUUUUUGAUUGAUGCAGUGUAAUUUUAGAAAGCAGAUAGUAUCUUUCAAUCUCUCUGGAAUCUGAUCAAGGCAGGGAGCUCUAUUAGCCUGGUAUGAAAUUGGCUUUGAGGUUUUCUACACUGGAGCUCAGAAUUUAAAUGUUUCCAUUUGAAAUCGAAGAUUGAGAAUUGGGAUUUUUCCCCCCUUGCUUUGUCAGAAGAGAACUCGGAGCAGGUCCUCAGCCAAAAAGGCAUAUCAGUCUAUGCUGCUUCUGAAGAAACCCUGGAAUAUUUUAGUGUCAUUUGAAAAUGGGUGGAAAAAUCCAGAUCUAUUAUACUUUGAGCCAAAGGUAUUGUUCAGGGUCUGUUCAACCGAUUUUCCUCCAUUUUGCUCAUCAUGCAUUUGGAAAUAUGCCAUGCGAGUCAAUUCCAAAAAUUACUUCAAAUACCAUUUUUCUUCCAUACAGAUUUGUGCAAAAAAUAAUAAACACCUCAGUUUUAACGAUCAGAUAAUAUGCAUUAUUAGAAAUAUAAACGAAUGUGGCCGCAUACAAUUCUGCCCGACUGUUGAAAAAAGUAGAGAAAGGAACAACUGAAAUGGUUUGAAAUGUUUCCUGUGAGACUCCUGAAGUUCCUUAGAAUAACAGGGGAAAAAAGAACAGAAUUGUGGUUGUUGAAAAUUGAACAAAGUGGAUUGAAUGAACGUUCAGCUGUCAGAAGAGAAACCAAUGAAGUUGAUUGACAAAGGGCUCAGCACAGACCAAAAUAUAUACGAUGCGUGCUUGUUGCAUAAUUGUGUGCCACAAAAUGAAGUGAAAGCCAUUAACCUGAGCAAUUCAGAAUGUCUUGGAUAGAUAGGGAAGCUAUCUUCCUGAUCGGGAAGCAAUAUAAAAAAAAUGGAUGAAAAACCAUAAUUAGAUAGAAAGCUUCCUUCUAGCAAGUCAAGUCGUUGGUCUGGCUCACUGAUGGCAGCAGUUCAGUUUUUUUUUUUUUUUAAACUGGAGUUUUCCUAGCCUUAUCUGAAGAUGCUGGGGUCGAACCUGGAAUCUUCUACUUAUAAAGCAUGUGGUCCUUCAGUAAACCUAUGGCUCUUAAGGUUAUUGGAGUCCAUGGUCUAUCAACGGCUAUUAGCUCUCAAAGCAGCGUGGAAAAAUUUCAUUUUCAGACGAUGUGCCUUCAAAGGUCAGAUAUCACAGGCGAGAAAAAACAGGUGUGCUUUAUUUUCACGCCCUGCUUGUAGGUAUUCCAGGGUUAUUUGACUACUGUUUAGAAACUAUGCAGGAUUACCUGAAACUUUGGCCUUAUCCAUUGAGUCAAGGAUAUUCUAUUCUCGUUCUUAUCUUUUGGGGUUUUUUUUCCCCAUUUGUUAACUUCUAAGUUCUUGCAUAAACUUCAAAAAAUGUGUUUUCUUGAACUGGACCCUCUGACAAAGGGCAGAAAAGUAACACCUGAGUUUUUGGUUUCUGUCCCAAAUGUAUUUCAAAAGAGAAGGCUUAGCCUUGCUAGCGGUUGAACGACUGCUACUGUAGAAAAGGUGUUUGAUUGAGGAAACUGUGUUUUUGGCUGACAACCAAAAAUGGUCAAAUUGAAGUCAAGCAACCUGGGCGACUGCAGUAAAAAUCAAGGAAUAUUUUUCUUUUCACAGCCAAGCGAAUUCCAUGUUUGAAUGUUCCCUUUGGAGGUAGAAAGAACUCCAUAGAAUUUUUUUAAAAAGAUGUCUGGGAAAACUCUGGCUGAGUCAUACUUCUCAGUAUUCUGGGAUGAGGAAUACUUACUGAGAAAUAAAGGCCUAUUUGCAAAAUUAAAUGAGGAAGUAGGAAAAACUUUAGCAUUGGAUUUUGCAUGAAUAGAAGUGCUUCUUUCCAGAUUCAGAAUCUUUAGUUCUUUCUCAUCGGAUUCAGUGGACUUUAAACUUUUGCUGUAUCAGGGCCCUAAAUUUUAAAGCAAUCCUUGGCUUUUUGAUUACACCCUUUCUUAAAUUAAGAUAACCUGUAAAUAUACUUUUGUAUAUAUUUAUUAUCUGGUUUAAAAGUGCAAUAUUUUUGUAUAGUGUGUAAUAAAG
Ahaetulla prasina is the source of this 8828-nucleotide messenger RNA. It is a transcript of the gene ADAMTSL3, whose product is annotated as ADAMTS like 3. The record is from RefSeq and is a predicted model, not a curated record. The transcript is spliced from 30 exons. Gene Ontology annotation, molecular function: metalloendopeptidase activity. The coding region runs from base 401 to 5842 and encodes 1813 amino acids. Gene Ontology annotation, biological process: extracellular matrix organization. Gene Ontology annotation, cellular component: extracellular matrix. Lineage: Eukaryota; Metazoa; Chordata; Lepidosauria; Squamata; Colubridae.